AUGUGCAAAGGCUCAGCAGAAUUCGUGAACGGCGCCCGCCGCGAAACAUGCGUGGCGAGGCGAGGAGUAACGGAGUGCGCAGACAUGCGCAGCUUAAUGUUCUGCUAUGAGUCGGCCAUGAGGGGCUCGUCCUGCUACCUGCCGUCGACGUCCUUGGUGGUUUGUACGCGGUUAGCAUCCAUUGGAGUAGCUUGCAGCAUAAUCGUCCUAGAGCAACAGCUGCUUAGCAACAUGUGUAUCAUGUAUAUUAAAUUCCGGAAACGCGUGGGAUUGCGCGGGCGGGACUGGCAGUGUCCAGCCGAAGGUCGGCGGAAGGCGUGCCACCUGUGCACGGAAGUACGCGUUUGGGUGCGUCCCAAGACUGGACUGAAGCAUCAGACGAAUUCCACUCGUGACGAGCCUUCCACGCUGCAAAUCCUGCGGCAUGGCCACCGGUCCUUGCCAGCUGCGUGA
Molecule: messenger RNA, 453 nt
Organism: Symbiodinium natans
Lineage: Eukaryota; Dinophyceae; Suessiales; Symbiodiniaceae
Source: the annotation of a GenBank genome assembly